This is a messenger RNA of Motacilla alba alba, 4820 nucleotides long. RefSeq names its product cortexin domain containing 1 (gene CTXND1). The record is from RefSeq and is a predicted model, not a curated record. The transcript is spliced from 4 exons. Bases 1249 to 1428 code for a protein of 59 amino acids. NCBI's taxonomy places the organism in Eukaryota, Metazoa, Chordata, Aves, Passeriformes, Motacillidae.
CCAAAGGCACCGAGUCAAACAUCUCAGAACAGCACAGAAAAAAUUAGGGUCCCUAACGAGAAAUUAGUGGCACUGUGGCUGUUGGUCGUUCUGCCUUUUUAUUAUUACUGCUCAUUAAUUCUGCCCCAUCUGCAUGCAGGAGCCCCCGUAAGGGACGGACACUCUGCAGACAGAGGACAAGGGUGACAAUCCCUCCCUCAAGACUAGAGCAACGCUUGGAGCCUGUUAAAUCCGAGAUGUUAAUCCAUGAAGUUUUAGGCUUCUACUUUUUGACUGUAUCCAGCAGGGCUGGUACAGUGCAUUUCAGAGCUAGGAAACCCCUCCCCUUCACUUGUACUUCUGAAAAGCAGAAGAUUUAGCUCAAUUGACAGAGCGCAUUCCUCAACAUUUAAAAAUGCAUCGGCUUGAAUUUCUAUUGUUAACCUGAGCUCUCUCUGAAACAUAUAAAUUAGUGGUUGGCUGAGAAUUCCACUGUAAGUUGCAGAGUACGACAACUUGCACGAUCCAGAACUGUAAAGCAGGAUGAAGCAUCCCCAGCCCCUUUGCCUUUAAAAUGCCAUGGAAGCACAGAGGCUCUCGGCAGAACACCUUAUCUGCUCUCCAAAGCUGUGACUCUUCAUCCUUCCCUUAUGAAGACCCAGGGGAUUGCUUGCUUAGCAUCCACCAGAGGCAAUGGAUAGGGUGAGCAGCCGCUGCGGCCAGAAACCCCCGGCAGCGAGCGCGGGCAAUUCCCCGCACAUGCAGAGACUUUGGAGCUGAAUUGCGCUGAACGCAGCGAGCCAUGUGUGCCCGGGAAGAGCAGCCCCCGGCGCUCCGCUGAAAAGCAAUGCAGAACAUAUGAGCCUUUCUAGUGCACUUCGAAGCUUGGCCAGCUGGAAGCAGAGCUGUAGCAAACUGCUGUGGAGCCUGUUUGGAAGCUGACUUCAGCACAGGAAUUGAAAUAAAUGAAUUUGGCACCUAAAAGGAGGUUUUGUGGAGUCAACGCUUUCUAAGCAGAGGACAGAGAGAGAUUUGGCAAGAACAGCCCGGUGAGAACUGCUUCCAGGUCUGGGUGGAGGUGAAGCUGAGCAGAGCCCGGACGCCGUUCCAGCGCCACUGACAGACAAAACUUUUAAAAUAUGACCGCAGGGAGGAUUUUAUCUCCACAAUGCUGCUAUGCUGGGAUGUGACAGGCUUCCUACCCAGGUCUGGAAGGAGCUUGAUGAUGUUAGGAGUAAAUUCAGACCCAGAUGAAGAGCGGCCUGAGCAAUGGAGGUGCCCACCCCCGAGCCCGUGUACGUUGACGUGGACAAGGGACUGACGUUAGCAUGCUUUGUCUUCCUCUGCCUCUUCCUGAUUGUGAUGAUCAUCCGCUGUGCCAAAGUCAUCAUGGACCCCUACAGUGCCAUCCCCACGUCCACGUGGGAGGAGCAGCACCUGGAUGACUGACAGGGGCUCCCCUGUCAGAGACAGCCAUGGCACGCUGUGCUCCAGGAGGCCUCUUCCCAGGGGGAAGGCUGGCACAGCAACAGCCAUUCUCAGAUAUGCAGGGCAAAGGCAAUAUCCCCAAGAGCACAUAGUGUAAGUCAUUUCUGCUCAACAGGUCAAGAUAUCAGCAAGCCAUUCUGGCAGCAGAGUUUACUACUAUGCAGCAACUCUUAUUUUACAGUUGUCAUUUUGACUCAAGUAGCACAAGAUUCUCCAGAUUUUCCUAACAUAACUCUUGGUCUAGCACAGUUUGUCCCACCCUCAAUAUCACCCACAAACCCAGGGUAACCAUCAAUACCAUGAAAAAGCAACAAGAGUAUUCUGUCUUUCCUGGAAACUGAUUGCUUCCUUGGUCAUCAUGGGGGCAUUUUAGGAAAGGCCCGGAUUUCACAUACCAGAGCAUCACUAAGUAGAAGUGCUGAAGUACUUCUGGCUAAGCAAAAUUAUACAAGCAAAUUUAUUCUUUAACUCGCUUGGUUCUGCACUUGCACUCCCCACCCCACUUGAGCCAUAUUUCCAGUGACCAGGAUACUGAGGCGCCCUGACUUAGGGAGUCCUGGACUGCUGUAGACCCCACAGCACCACCUUGCUCUGUCCUAGUCAUGCAAAAACCAGCCAUUUCCUCUGUCAUGGGUCCUUGGAUUAGUCAGGCCACUGAUUUUGAGCUUGGUAGGCACCAAAAAUCCCUGGAGCAGAGCCUGGACACUGCUGGUGUCGACUAUAUAAAACCUGCUGUGAUUUUCAGAGAGGGAUUCCCCAUGCAAUUUCACCCUUCUUUUGCUUCAGGUGUACUUCAGUGGGAUGAGACAGGACUAGAAUGACAAGCACAAUAAGCAGAGAGACUUUUCUCCCAGCUUUGUCAUUCAGACUCCUCAGCAUAACAUUUACAGUCACACACAAUAACAGGCAUUCUACCUCGGAGAAAUUCAGCUCCUUCAAAGGAAGAUUUUUCCCGCAAAUUUUUAGGGUACAUUUCUUUCUUUCAAUUCAUUUAGACAGCCAUUAUGCAAGCAGGCAGAAGUGAACGUGGGAGCACUGGAAAUUUGUUAUUUACCUUUGAAGAGUGGGGACUGCAGCAUUCCAAAGCUCUCUAUUCCUCAAAUGCUAAGGUUUGCUCACGCCUGCCUUUUCUUUCAUGACUACAUGUUCAACUAUGGGAUUGAAAGGAAGCAAUUCGGAGCAGGUCCUGCAAGCACCAUGAACAGACAAGGCUUGAAAGCACAAAACUUCAAGAAGGGCAUUUCUCCAUUUCCCCUCCUCACCAUCCUACCUGACCCCAGGUUCUUGCCAUGAGACCACACACAGUGGGUGGGAAAGGUGGAAGCAAAGGCUGUGACAAGAAAAUUGGGACACAGACUUUGUAAGGCACUGCUCUAGCUCUGACAGGUUUGUUUGAUAAUCACACGAGUCAAUUUUUAUGUGCCUCAGUCUACUCAUCAGUGAAGGCUGUAACAAUUUCAUCUUGUCACACCUCAUUUUGUCUAACUAAUAAUACCAGAAAGCACCUGGAGAGCCUUAGAUAGGGACACAGAAAUGAGGUUCUUACUUACAGCUCUUCCUGCUAAAACCAAUAGGGAAGGUCUGGGUCUUGUUGCACUGCAGGACUCUGUCACACAGGCAGAGGACUUGUCCAGACCCCCAUUUUCUCUGUCAUUGCAGUAUUUUGGGCCAAGCCAAAUGGCACCUGGCUUUUUUACACGGCCCGCUGAUUUCUGAGGAUGUAAGGUGCUCAACACUGCAAAUACAGAGAUCCAAAACAGCAGGCUAUGAGGCAUACGGAGACUUCUGCAUGGAUCUUUAGAACCACACAAUUUUUGCUGGUCUCCGUUGUAGGAGAUCCCACUCCUGAGGCAGGAAAUUCAAAGAUUGGCUUUCCUCCUGAUGUCCUCUAGCAAGAGACCUCCACUGCUUCCAUUACACACUGCAGAUUGCUCCUCAGGCUGAUAUUUAGCCUCAGCUUCUGCUAGCCAGGUACUCACCAGUAACAGAGCACUUUUUCAGGCUUGAGUGUUAAAUGUUCAUUGUAUUUAGAGCAAAUCCACUGUUGUCUCUUAUUGGUGGGCAAGUCUAUCUGUACCAUAGUAAUGGAUAUCCCAGCUCAAAGAACAACACUUCUGUUCCCUGGGCUAAAGUCUGGAACCUGUUUUUUGUCAUUAAAUCUUGUAUCCCUCUAAUGGGGCUAUUUACAAAAUAAGCAAAAUAACAAAAUGGCUUUCAGUGUGCAGGUCACCUGGCUGAGUUCACAGCUGGUGCAGAGCAAGGACAGAGCUUGUCCUCACACCUCUCAGUGCCAAUACUCCACUUGGUGUUGAUCUGCAUGCAGGACUCUUUGCCAUUGUCACAUGUCACUGACAAGCCCCAGUUCACCCAGGGACUUUUUCAGGUGCUUGAGUUUAAGCCUCUGAGCAGGCUGCCCAGCUACAGAGACCAGGGUCAGUCCUGUGGCGUGUUCCUGGCAGGGCAGGGACAGCAGCACACAGUCCUUGGUGGAGCAAAGCCUGUCUGAGAAUGAAGGGUUACAAAUGCUGAGGAAGCAAAUUGACUAAUUUGCUUUGCAGGGAUGGUUGCCACUUUUUUCUCUCUUUGUCCAGCUGAACAAACCAUUUUAUGGAUUUUCCUGAAAAUCCUCAUGAAAAGACCCCUCUGGGUAGCUUUGUUUUCUAAUAAAAAGGCACAUGUCCUCCUGGCAUAGCCUGUCAAGUCCAUCCUUCUUUUGACAAAAAAAUGUCUUUAUAAAAACCUGGAUAUUCCCGUAUAUGACUGCAUAAAAGUCAACGAGAUUGUUUUUACAGAGAAAAUGUAAAUCUAUUGACCUUUUCACUCUUGUGACUAGUGACAGGACUCGAGCCUGUCUGAGUUCAAGGAGCCUUUGGACAACACUCUGAGGCACAUGGUGGCAUUCCUGGGAUGUCCUGUGCCAGGCCAGGAGUUGGACUCCAUGAUCCUGCUGGGUCCCUCCCAACUCAGCAUAAUCUAGGAUUCAUUCAAAUUUCUGCCUUUCCCCACUGGUUACAAUCACACAACCUCACUCCUCUUUGACCAAAAGCAAUACUGAACAUCAUGCCUAAGCCAGACAUUUUCAGCUCCUUCCCCUGGAGCCAGGGCUGUCCCACCCCAGGGGUGUCACUGCAGCUCUGGCUGGUGCCAGCCCCGCUCAUGGCCAGGGAAGGUCUCUGUCAGCAGGAGCUGCAUCACUGGGCUUGGUAGCAAUUCCAGCUGCAUGCAACAAGUGCCUCUGCUAGUUUUGGUUCUUUUUUAAUCAUUGUGCCAUACUACCAGCAAAUGCACUCAGAGGAUGCAAGUCAAACUUGUUGCAAGUGUAUUUAUCUGACAUAAUAAACAGCUUCGACAUG